Molecule: messenger RNA, 1167 nt
Organism: Pangasianodon hypophthalmus (striped catfish)
Lineage: Eukaryota; Metazoa; Chordata; Actinopteri; Siluriformes; Pangasiidae
Product: lysozyme g
Exons: 5
Coding region: 190-762 (190 amino acids)
Biological process (GO): peptidoglycan catabolic process; defense response to Gram-positive bacterium
Cellular component (GO): extracellular region
Molecular function (GO): lysozyme activity
Source: RefSeq, a predicted model, not a curated record
CUGUUGGGAUAAAGAGAAAGAGGAAUCCUGUCCUGCACCGCUAUUUUUAUCCUGCGUUUUAGCAUCAGAAGGGCAACACGGUCAAUCUUUAUGCUAAACUCCUACUACUCCUGCUGCUAACAAGCACACAUCUGACAGAUUUUUUGCUCAGACAGUCCAGUACAGAUCAACGCCACUUCGCCAUAACUCAUGAAUACUGAUUGCAUUUUUGGAGAUCUCUUGAAGAUCACCACGACUGGAGCAUCUGUUCAAACGGCUUCCCAGGACAACCUCACUGUAGCCGAUGUGGAAGCCUCACAUAAAAUGGCUGCAGUUGAUCUGGAGAGGAUGAACCAGUACAAGACCAUUAUCAUGAAAGUUGCCAGAGCUAAAAAGAUAGACCCAGCUGUGAUCGCAGGCAUCAUAUCUAGAGAGACGAGGGCUGGAUCGUGUGGAUCAGGGCUCGUUGAUGGCUGGGGAGAUCACGGCAAUGCCUUUGGACUUAUGCAGGUUGACAAACGUUACCACUGUCCAGUGGGAGCCUGGAACAGUGAGGAGCACAUCAUCCAAGCUACUGAUAUUUUAAUCACUUUCAUUAAAACAAUUCAACAAAAAUUCCCAAACUGGUCCAAGGAGGAUCACUUUAAAGGAGGAAUUGCAGCCUACAACGCUGGCCCAGGAAAUGUCUGCUCUCUUGAGGGCAUGGACAUCAAGACCACAGGGAAGGACUAUGCGAAUGAUGUAGUGGCUAGGGCCCAGUGGUUCAAACGCAAUGGAUACUGAGCACUAUAUCUCAUGAUGCACUACAUAACCCAUACAUUACUUGUUGAAUUUAUCCUUAUAAUGUAUUGAUUGGUCAUGUGGAUGAUUUGUGACUAUGCAUUUCUUCCUAAGCAUCAAUUAUAGUAAUUACUAAUAGUCUCAUAAAACGUAUUUGACAAUAAAAUAUACAGCAUGUUCAUUAAAUAACCUGUUUAUUAAUAGUAGUACAAACAGUCAGUGUAAGGAAUAGAUUGUGGUGUAAAUUGCAUCUAGAUGAAGUAGUAAAAUCAGUUUUGGUCAGUUCCUGGUUAAAGGAAAUUAAUUAACCAGCGGCUCCGUUAUGGCGUGGGGUGCAUUUAUUUUUGCUGGCAUGGUGUGUGUCCAUGUUUCUCCUUAAAUAAAGGCGUUACUGCAAAUCAUUACAAA